Trifolium pratense (red clover) is the source of this 2816-nucleotide messenger RNA. Its product is annotated as F-box/kelch-repeat protein At3g23880-like. The record is from RefSeq and is a predicted model, not a curated record. Bases 318 to 1493 code for a protein of 391 amino acids. Gene Ontology annotation, molecular function: protein binding. NCBI's taxonomy places the organism in Eukaryota, Viridiplantae, Streptophyta, Magnoliopsida, Fabales, Fabaceae. The transcript has a single exon.
UUGAACUUUUUUAGGCAAAAUACAUUGUAAUUUCUUAUUGUUUUUGUUUUGUUAGUACAUUGUAAUUUCUUUAUCUCCGCUAAAUUUCUUUUUCUGCGAAUAUAGUGUAGAAUUUCAUUAUAUAUCCACUAAAUUUCUUUUUCUGUGAAUUUUUCAAAAUACAUUCAAAUUUCCUUCUCACGAAAAUCCACAAACACAUUCUCAUUCUCCUUCGCAAAGAAACCCUAAAUUCUCCAUCACGAUCAGUUUGAAGGCAACAACAACUGAACUCAUUUGCAAAACCCUAAUACUGAAUAACUCGCACCGUCUUUUCAAGUAUGUAUAAUCAGCCUUCAAAGCGAAACUGUCAAAACGACAUCGUCUGCACUCAACCGGUGUUCGACCCCAACACCAACAAUAAUCACCCGUUCUUGCCUUCUGAACUCAUCGUCGAGAUUCUUCUGAGGCUUCCGGCGAGGAUUCUCCUUCAAUUCAGGUGCGUUUGUAAAUUAUGGAAAACCCUAAUUUCAGAUCCCAAUUUCGCCAAAAAACAUUUUCUCAUCUCAAUUGCGGAUCCAAGCAUGUCUCAUCACCGAUUGGCAUAUCAGGAUCGCUCUUACCCUUUAAAGUCAUUAUUCGAAAACCCAUCAGCCCUUGCUAUACCAGAUAGAUUCAAAGGCUUGGAAAACGACCAGAAUUUUAUUUUAGGUUCAUGCAACGGUUUCUUGUGUCUUUAUGAUCCUCAUCCAGAUCAAAAUAAAAUAAUAAUGUAUAACCCUUCUAUCCAUUUGAAAUCCAAUAGUUCUCCCCAAGUUAAACCUUCGCCUAAUUGGGGGAUGCCUUGUAAUGGCUUUGGCUAUGAUCAUGUUAAUGACAAGUAUAAGGUAUUAGCAGUUGUGGAAAAUGGCGGUGACGAUAUUAACGAUGAAGAUGUUGGUGAAUUAUUGACCAAAAUUUAUACCUUUGGUGAAGAUUCUUGGAGGACAAUUCAGGAUUUACCCCAUCCUCCUCCUAUCCAGAUGUCCGGAAAAUAUGUGAGUGGCACUCUGAAUUGGGUUGCUCGUAGAUGGGGUUACCCAACACGAUAUGUUAUUAUCUCUUUUGAUCUGGAUAAGGAGACUUACCGGGAUGUGUUGCUGCCUCAAAAUGUUCCUGACGCCGACUACAUGUGCAUACCUUCACUUUGCGUUUUGAAUGACCAUCUUUGUUUAUGUUUUGUGAACAAAACUCAUUUGGUUGUGUGGUCGAUGGAAGAGUAUGGAGUUGUUGAGUCCUGGACUGAAUUGAUAAACACCCCUCGUGAGAAGUUAACCUUCUUGAAUCCUAUAAAUACAUAUUCUAUUAUUGAACUAUUGUUCAUUUCAGAAAAUGGUGUUGUUCUUCUAAUGGCGUCUUCCCAACUUUUCCUAUAUAACUUAAAUAGUGGUGUGUUGGAUCAUCCCUUUAUAAGUAUGGACAAGUUGAGUGCGUGUGAUCUACAUAUUUAUCGUGAGAAUCUAAUAUCUCCGCAAUGAUAUAUCACACCUGUGUACAGUGGAGUCUUCCUUGUUUUGGUUGUACUCAGAACAACAUAGAAAUAUGUGGUGAGUUUUUUUGUUUUUGUUAACAAAAGAGGGAAAACAUUUGCUUUGUUUUGUUUUAGACAUUCAAUUCAUUUAGAUAGGGAUUUUAGUUGGUUUAGUUCGGCAGUAGGGAAGAAGGUGGGUAGAGGUGAUUCAACGUCAUUUUGGAAUGAGGUGUGGGUUGGUAAUCAAUCACUAAGGACUAGAUUCCCUCGGCUGUAUGGUAUUAUUAUUAAAAAAGAUGAGGUAAUUCAAGAUAUGGGCUGUUUGAUGGGUUAGUGGUGGCGGUGGGAUUUAGCUUGGGGAAGAAACCGAUUUGAGUCGGAGGAGGAUCAAUAUGUGAGUUUGCUGAGAUUAUUGCUCCUUUUGCCCUAGUGGAUAAUCAUGACAGGUGGUUGUGGCUUUGGAUGGUAUUCAAGGGUUUACAGCUAAAUCGGCUUACCUUUUAUUGUAGAACAUGUGACUAAUCGUCUAAUUUUGGAACCUAUGGAGGAGUUUGUAUUCUAAAAUCUUUGGAAGUGUGCAGCGCCAUUGAAGGUUCGUGCAUUCUCUUGGCAGUUGUUGCUAGAUCGGGUCCAAACUAAGGAUAAUCCACGAAAGUGCAAUAUGUUACAAGAGAACCAAUAACACCGUGUUUUGUGUGGAUGGAGGACGGAAACAGCAGUACAUCUCUUUCUUCAUUGCAACUGUGCGGCUAAGGUAUGGUAUGAAUUAACAAGGUGGCUGGGUUUUAAUUUGAUCAUUCCCCCUAGUCUUGUUAUAUCGUUUGCUAUGUGGAUUUCUAGUGUGCAAAAUAAGAAAUAAAAGGCAGGGAUGGGUUUAAUUUGGAAUGCGAUUAUGUGGGUCUUGUGGAAGGUGCGGAAUGAUUGUGUCUUCAACAAUAGGGUGGUGAAUCAAGUUAGGUUAGUGUCUUGGCAAUGGUUUAUUGGGAGAAUGGCGAAGGGGCCGUGUCUUUUGUAUGAAUGGAGGUGGAGUCCGAUUGAUUGCUUGAGAAGAUGACAGUGGGCUGGUGUGAGCAGUCAAUUUCAACUGUGGUUUCAAGUUUUAUUAACAGAGGUCCUCAGUCGACGUUUUGGUGCUUGUGGGACUGAUUUAUGCGGCUGUGGUUGGUUUUUGUUUUUCUGUUAUGUUAUAACUGUUGGCUAGCACUUUCGCUUAUUUUUCGUUUUCUCCCUGUAGUACUGUUUGCUUGGCCCCUUAACAUACCUUAUGUUUUGGUGGGUCUUUGAAUAUAAUAUAUUAUUGCUGCUAAAUAUAAAAUGCUUUUAUUGAAUC